Molecule: messenger RNA, 390 nt
Organism: Aethina tumida (small hive beetle)
Lineage: Eukaryota; Metazoa; Arthropoda; Insecta; Coleoptera; Nitidulidae
Product: flexible cuticle protein 12-like
Exons: 3
Coding region: 16-333 (105 amino acids)
Cellular component (GO): chitin-based extracellular matrix
Molecular function (GO): structural constituent of chitin-based larval cuticle
Source: RefSeq, a predicted model, not a curated record
GCAACAACCAUCAACAUGAAAGUGCUCGCAGUUUUCUUCGCCAUUGUCGGUGUAUCUCUGGCUGCUUCGGUCGGUGGUCCAGAUGCCGCAGCUGAAGUGCUCAAGAGCGAAUUGGACAACAUCGGCACUGACGGCUUCAAAUAUGCCUACGAAACUAGCAACGGAAUCGCCGCUGAGGAGGCCGGACACCUGAUCAACGCCGGAAGCGAAAACGAAGCUGUUGCUGUACAAGGAUCCUUCAAAUACGUUGGUCCUGACGGUGUCACCUACCAAGUUAGCUACAUUGCUGACGAAAACGGUUUCCAACCACAAGGGGCGCAUUUGUCAGCCUAAAUUAGACCUUCGGAAUAUUUUUAUAUAAAAAAUAAUAAAGUUUACUUUUUUAUUAAA